CGGUUCCGAGUGGCGCAGCUCGCACGCUCUGCGUAUGACGCAGCACGUUCCUAUAUAAAAGCGUGCGUGCCGCGGAGACCCGUCCUCUUCCCACGGCCGCAGCUCGACAUGGCGCCGCAGAAAGACAAGAAGCCUAAGAAGUCAACCUGGAGGUUUCAUUUGGACCUUACUCAUCCAGUAGAAGAUGGGAUUUUUGAUUCUGGAAAUUUUGAACAGUUUCUACGGGAGAAGGUUAAAGUCAAUGGAAAAACUGGAAAUCUUGGAAAUGUUGUUCACAUUGAACGGCUGAAGAAUAAAAUCACGGUUGUUUCUGAGAAACAGUUCUCCAAAAGGUAUUUGAAAUAUCUUACCAAGAAAUACCUUAAGAAGAAUAAUCUCCGAGAUUGGCUUCGUGUGGUCGCAUCUGACAAGGAGACUUACGAACUUCGCUAUUUCCAGAUUAGUCAAGAUGAAGAUGGUUCAGAGUCUGAGGACUAAAUUGGCCUUUGCGUUUAAUAAAAUGGAAGUAUUCUAAAGAAACCUAAGAUUGGACUUUAUGAGCAAAUAAAGUCAUUUUACUCUAUAAAGCAA
This is a messenger RNA of Mastomys coucha (southern multimammate mouse), 570 nucleotides long. It is a transcript of the gene Rpl22l1, whose product is annotated as ribosomal protein L22 like 1. Bases 109 to 477 code for a protein of 122 amino acids. Gene Ontology annotation, cellular component: ribosome. The record is from RefSeq and is a predicted model, not a curated record. Gene Ontology annotation, molecular function: RNA binding; structural constituent of ribosome. The transcript has 4 exons. Gene Ontology annotation, biological process: cytoplasmic translation. NCBI's taxonomy places the organism in Eukaryota, Metazoa, Chordata, Mammalia, Rodentia, Muridae.